Aphanomyces invadans is the source of this 450-nucleotide messenger RNA. RefSeq lists its product as hypothetical. The record is from RefSeq and is a predicted model, not a curated record. Bases 1 to 450 code for a protein of 149 amino acids. The transcript has a single exon. Lineage: Eukaryota; Oomycota; Saprolegniomycetes; Saprolegniales; Verrucalvaceae.
AUGGAGACGCAACAACUGGUUGCGCCCUUCGAUUUGUCCGCGCACCAUACGUGUCGAUUGAAGAUGUACCACGAAGGCGGACGUGAGGCCACUGAUGACCUCGUGGAUCGGAUCGCCUUCGGCGAUGGCGGUUUCCACGUUGAGCGCCUGGAAGAAGUGCGUGUUGCGGCGAACGGCCGCUACGAAGUUCUGGUCAAGUGGCUCGGCCUGGAUGCCGAGGAAUCGUCGUGGGAGCCUGCCGCCAACUUGCUUGAAGACAUCCCGGUCGCGCUGCGCAAGUGUUGCACCGUCCACAAGGACGAUGCUCAUGUCGCGGACAUGAUGGCCAACCUAGGUCUCCCAGAGGAGAGGGAAGUGUUCUACGGUGCAGGGCAGUCGGGGUCGCCCGAUUGUUUGACCCACUGCGGCCGCGGUAGCUGUUUAGUACCGCAGCUCUAUUGGCGCUGUUGA